AUGGCGAACAUCAUCAGCCACAAGAGCCAAUUUGUGGUGGGAGGCAAGUACAAACUGCUGAGGAAGAUCGGGUCAGGAGGCUUUGGGGAGAUUUACCUUGCGAUUAACAUCACCGACGGCAGGCAGCUGGCCGUGAAGUUAGAAUCGCAGACUGCCAACAGUCCAAAACUGCUGGAAGAGAGCAAACUGUACACGAUUCUUCAGGGUGGGGUUGGCAUCCCUCGCAUCAAGUGGCAGGGCCAGGAAAACGGCCAUAAUCUGCUAGUCAUGGAUCUUCUUGGGCCCAGCCUCGAAGACCUCUUCAAUAUGUGUUCUCGAAAGUUUACGCUGAAAACCGUGCUUAUGUUGGCAGACCAGAUGAUCAGUAGAAUUGAAUAUGUGCACAAGAAGAAUAUCAUACAUGGGGACAUUAAGCCGAGUAACUUUCUAAUGGGCACUGGCUGUCACUGUGAAGCAUUUCAGCUCUUCCUUAUUGAUUUUGGUCUAGCCAAAAAAUACAGAGACAAAAGGACAAACCAGCACAUUCCAUACAGCAAGAGUAAGAAGUUCACUGGCACCCCUCAAUAUGCUAGCAUCAACGCACUUUUCCGUGUUGAGCAGAGUCGCCGAGAUGACAUGGAGUCUAUAGGCUAUGUUUUGAUGUAUUUUAAUAGAGGCAACCUGCCCUGGCAACGACUGAAGGCUGAAACGGCCAAUCAAAUGCUUGAAAAAAUUCGUGAAAAAAAGAUGUCCGUGCCUGUUGAAGUUCUGUGUCAGGGGUUUCCUGAUGAGUUCGCCACCUAUUUGAACUACUGUCGUGCGCUGCAGUUUGAGGAAGCCCCCAAUUACAUAUAUCUGAGGCAGCUUUUCCGCAAGCUCUUCAGGACCAAGCACUACAAAUAUGACUACACCUUUGAUUGGAAUGUGUUAGCGGAGAGAGAAGCAGAGCAGGCAGCAUCUUCCAACAAGGGGCAGCAGACUCAGAGCCUUAAAGGCAAGCAAACCUAUAAGAGCAAGAGUAACAUAAAAGGUUUCUAA
Molecule: messenger RNA, 1017 nt
Organism: Ochotona curzoniae (black-lipped pika)
Lineage: Eukaryota; Metazoa; Chordata; Mammalia; Lagomorpha; Ochotonidae
Product: casein kinase I-like
Biological process (GO): peptidyl-serine phosphorylation; signal transduction; negative regulation of canonical Wnt signaling pathway
Cellular component (GO): nucleus; cytoplasm
Molecular function (GO): ATP binding; protein serine/threonine kinase activity
Source: RefSeq, a predicted model, not a curated record